This is a messenger RNA of Lactuca virosa, 729 nucleotides long. Lineage: Eukaryota; Viridiplantae; Streptophyta; Magnoliopsida; Asterales; Asteraceae. The record is from the annotation of a GenBank genome assembly.
CUAAAAACCACCCCUUGCCUUUGCCUAAUGUUGCCUUCCGUUCGUUGUUACGCUCUCUAUCUCUUCUUCCGAUCUAACCUAAAGAAACAGAGAAACCAUUCGCUUCUACUUCAAUCGGGCCAAGCCGACACAUGUUCUAAUCUACACCGUCGUACACCUCUUCUAAUCUCAUUGGUGCUUCCCUCUCCACCGCCUACAACAAGAUGACAGAAUACCCCACAUUAUUCAAUCAACAGGUAGAUUUUAGGGCUUUCUCUUUCUGAGUUUAGGGCUUUCACUUCCAUCUUUCGUUUUCAACCGUCGACUUAAAAUUCACCGGCGAUUGUCAAGAGAUUUCUGGUAGAAGUGGAGAUCAAUGGUGGAUCGACUGCGUUCCCCUAUAACGAUGAUCGACUCCGGCUUCUGGAGGAUUUCGUAUGUGCAAUAGAGUUUUGUUUGUGAAAAAACUUGGUGAGGCCGACGACAACCAUCAUGAAGGAUCCAAAGUUCGAUCCAGAAUCAUCCACCUCCUACAAGCCUGUGGAAUGCAACAUCGAUUGCACCUGUGAUAACAACAAAGAACAAUGCAUCUACGAAAGACAAUAUGGAGAAAUAAGUUCCAGCAGUGGUGUUCUUGGUGAAGACAUCAUAUCAUCUGGCAACCAAAGUGAUCUUCAACCUCAGCGAGCAGUUUUUGGUUGUGAAAACAGAGAAACAGGUGAUUUUUACAGUCAACACUCAACAUGCUGA